AUGUUCUCAUAUCAAGCGUCUCGCUCCUUACUCGGAGUAGGCAAGCGCCUCAGGGUGCCCGUGCCAUUCCGCUCUUUAUCAUCCCCAACCCAGACUCCACCAGAACAAGAGAAGACACCAUCCGCAGACCUAACACCGACACCUACACCAGCUGCCCCCGUGGAAGCCUCGCCCCAGGAAGCCACUUCUGCGCCCCCCGCAAAAGUAGCUCCUGCCGCUACAUCUACCACGGACAUCAAACCCUCUGAACCACGUGUUAAGGAAUGGGCUGAACGGUUAGGAGCAUUUGACGAGGAAACCCGACUGCCGCGAAGUGUGCAAGCGAUAUACCUACGGCCGCUCCGGAGGAAGGCAGAGCAUGGUCUUCCUGUCUGCGACCUUCAAUUGCGAUCCUACAGUGUCCGCAAUGUCGAAUUCUUUGCAGACUUCGCCAUCCGUGCCGCUUACUACCUUAACCUCCCCGUGUCCGGACCUGUCCCUCUCCCUAGAAUCACCGAGCGUUGGACUGUACCUCGAAGCAACUUCGUCCACAAGAAGAGCCAGGAGAACUUUGAACGGAUCACCCUGCGACGACUGAUUCAAAUCAAGGAUGGAAACCCGCAAGCCGUGCAAGUCUGGCUUGCUUUCCUCCGAAAGCACGCAUUCUACGGUGUUGGUAUGAAGGCAAACGUGUGGGAGACAGAGAGUCUUGAUGUUGCCAAGGAUAUGGAUUCGUCCCUCUCCGAAGUCGAAGAGUCUCUUCGUCCUCACCUCGCACAGUUCGGUCAGCGAAAGGACAGCUUGGCUCCGGGCACAAUAUUCGACACCCUGGACAGCGAUCGGUUCGCAGAGCGCAAGAAUGUAUAG
Messenger RNA from Penicillium nucicola, 846 nucleotides. Its product is annotated as mitochondrial 37S ribosomal protein uS10m. Gene Ontology annotation, molecular function: structural constituent of ribosome. Lineage: Eukaryota; Fungi; Ascomycota; Eurotiomycetes; Eurotiales; Aspergillaceae. Gene Ontology annotation, cellular component: small ribosomal subunit; mitochondrion; ribosome. The transcript is spliced from 4 exons. The record is from RefSeq and is a predicted model, not a curated record. The coding region runs from base 1 to 846 and encodes 281 amino acids. Gene Ontology annotation, biological process: translation.